AUGACAUUGAUGUUGAUUUUGAUACUGAUUCAACUCUGUAUUGGUCUGAGUUAUAUUGAAGACACCUUUAUAUCAACGCCAGAUGGCGGGUUUCUUUUACAAGUGAGUAACUCAUUAAAGGAUGGAGGAUACUAUUUAUCAACUCUGACGAACAACCCCUUUCAAAAGGAUGUUUUAGAACAAUUAGAAGUCCCAUAUAAGCUUGACCCAACCUUUUCAUAUAAAAAAGUCGACUUGCCGCCACUGAGUUUCUUCAUGUUGUAUUUACGAAGUUACUUUCCAGACUAUGCCCCAUUUUUAAUUCCCCCAGUGUACCCUUCGCAACUUAUUGUCUUUGACAAUUACUUCAAGUUGGACCCCGAGUUGGUCCAUCUGAAGAUAUUAAGAACAGUCAACCCCAAAACACGGUUCUCUGCAGUAUUCUUUGAGAGUGAGAUGACCACCACAGUCUCAUUUUUUGUUCGAACAACUGACGGGAACUCGACCUUUUACGAGGAGACUUCUCGGACUGUUUUAAACAAAGGAAGUUUCCACAGAAAGGUACUCAUUGGAGAGCAAACGAACGUUCAGAAGAGCAACGCCGACGUUUUUGAUUGCGCGACUAAAAUCGACGAAUUGCUAGUCGAGAAAUUGGGGAUUGGAGACAACAAGGUUAUUGACGGGUGUCAUGUUCCCAAAGAAGACGUCGUCAACAAAACUGUUGGUGCGUACUUUUCAAAUGUCGAGAAGCUUGUUAUGGACUAUGUGAGUGGGCACGAAGACGGGGAGUUAGUUGUUGUGUCGACUUUGAGGAAUUACUUAGAACUCAAAUUUAAGACGAAUGAGGAAUUUGUGAAGAAAGGGUGGAAGGUGGGGACUGCCCUUAUAACCGACACCAUCAAACAGAUUGAGAACAUCACGAACAUUGAAGUGAAGGCGAUGGAAAGAGUUGGAUAUGCUGUGGAGAGUUAUUUGGAGGAUGACAAAGUGCAAUAUCAAGUGCUUGACAUAGACUCGAAGAACAAAGUUGACGUCAUCUUAUUGAGCUUCAAAAGCGAGGAGCAGUGCUUUGCCAAAGUUAAGGGGUAUAUUCCACAUAACGUUGGGUUGCAAGAUGAAGUGUUGUAUGUGUUAUGUGUUGAUAAUUAUGAAGGCACUUUAACGGGAAAUGCAACACUCUAUUUUGAAAGAGAUGGGUUUGGGGUUCAUCUCAAGAGUGGUAAAGCAAGUGUGGAAUAUACAGAGUGUUCCACAGUGAAAGAAAAUAACAAAGCUGGCGACAAAAAGUGUGAGAAGAAAGUUGGCGUGUUUGACGUUAAAAUGAAGAUCAGAGAGGACAUCGCGUUUUUGUUGAACGAAAGAGUCUAUUUUGAAAGUAAAACAAGUAAUGGAGUCAACUACAUUGAAAAAGAGAGUGGGCCAAGUAAAGGAAGAGAAGCUAUUCGGAGGGGAAUCGACUGGUUACUUGAAAAUGGAUACUUUGCUCAAGCAAACAAAGCAGAGGCCUACUUCAAAAGUAGUAACCCAAGUCUUUUGGUUACAUGUGCUGACUAUGUGUACGACACUAUUUUUGAAGUGACUAAAAAGUUGUUCCAAUAA
Molecule: messenger RNA, 1578 nt
Organism: Entamoeba invadens IP1
Lineage: Eukaryota; Evosea; Mastigamoebida; Endamoebidae
Exons: 1
Coding region: 1-1578 (525 amino acids)
Source: RefSeq, a predicted model, not a curated record